Eufriesea mexicana is the source of this 719-nucleotide messenger RNA. Its product is annotated as dynactin subunit 3. Bases 153 to 719 code for a protein of 188 amino acids. Gene Ontology annotation, biological process: cytoskeleton-dependent cytokinesis. The record is from RefSeq and is a predicted model, not a curated record. The transcript is spliced from 2 exons. Gene Ontology annotation, cellular component: dynactin complex. Lineage: Eukaryota; Metazoa; Arthropoda; Insecta; Hymenoptera; Apidae.
GUACAUUGCAUCACUUCAGAUCGUAGUCGUAUGGUCUAACCUGAUUUCAUUUUUUAAAUUUGUGUUCUGAAUUAUUUCUUGUGCAUACAAAUAUUGUUAUUUAUACAUAUUUGCAGUGUAAACCAAAGUUAUAGUUUUGAAAUUUAUCCAAAAUGACAACUAUUGAAUUGCUUGAAGAUAGAAUCACGGAGUUGGAAAAGCAAAUAUAUGGAUUGGCAAAAACAAUUGAUGUCAAUGAUAAUCCAUUGGAAAAUCCUGUUCUCGAUAGCAUCUUACAUGUAAAUACAUUGAUUUCAUCUGCACUGUCUGGACGAGAGAAGGCAAAUGCAAUAGUAAAGCGAUUACCAGAGUUAAAUAAUUAUCUAGAUCCAAUUGCUGAAAGUUCAGAAAUACCUACAGAAGCUAAACUUCAAUUUAUAUCAGCAACAGCUUCAGACAUCCAACAAAACUAUGAAAUGUUGAAACAGCUGCAGGAACUAAUGCCUAUAUUAGAAACUGAUCAUCUAAAAAAUGUACCAGAAUUAAGUAAUAAACUGAACGAUUUGAAUUUGUCAUAUUUAAAGUUGUAUGAAGAUACACAAGGAUUAAAUAAUCGUAUAAAUGAAGUUUUUUCCAAAUAUAAUGAAGUAGUAACUAGUAUUUCCAAAUCAUUGAUCACUAUAGAUAAUAUUAUAACAGCAGCUGAAAUUGCAGCGAUCCCCAAGAAAGAAUUAGAUUAA